AGUUCUUCAGGCAUCAGAAGCAGGCUUGACUUGACCUUGAAGGAUAUUGGGACCAUGGUUGUGGUGGCUGACUUCUCCCUGUCCUGCAUUUUCCCCACAAAGAUGAUUGAUUGCUUCACCAAUGGAACUAUGGCAGCUCUUGCUGUGAAAGUGGAAUCUGUCCCCAGCUUGUCUCCAAGUCAACUAACUCUAAGGGAUCCAAGUUGCCGGCCUCUUCAGUCUGAUGCUAUCAAUGCGCUUUUCUACUUCAAUGUCAACUCCUGUGGCACAACUAGAAGGUUUGACAACAACCUCCUGACUUAUGAGAAUGAAGUGCUGUUCACAUCUUACCGGUUGAGAGUUGCCUGUCACUAUCUGGUCAAUGACACCAAGAUAGUGCAGUUCUUGUACCAGAAUAAUCCUGCACCUGUAGUCCAGCCUGGCUUGGGGGACCUUGCAGUCAUCAUGCGGCUUGCAUUGGGUAUGACUUGGUAA
This is a messenger RNA of Acipenser ruthenus (sterlet), 474 nucleotides long. Its product is annotated as zona pellucida sperm-binding protein 4-like. The record is from RefSeq and is a predicted model, not a curated record. Bases 55 to 474 code for a protein of 139 amino acids. NCBI's taxonomy places the organism in Eukaryota, Metazoa, Chordata, Actinopteri, Acipenseriformes, Acipenseridae. The transcript has 4 exons.